Ogataea angusta is the source of this 2730-nucleotide messenger RNA. RefSeq lists its product as uncharacterized. The transcript has a single exon. The coding region runs from base 1 to 2730 and encodes 909 amino acids. Gene Ontology annotation, cellular component: DNA ligase IV complex. Lineage: Eukaryota; Fungi; Ascomycota; Pichiomycetes; Pichiales; Pichiaceae. Gene Ontology annotation, molecular function: DNA ligase (ATP) activity; DNA binding; ATP binding. Gene Ontology annotation, biological process: double-strand break repair via nonhomologous end joining; DNA recombination; DNA biosynthetic process. The record is from RefSeq and is a predicted model, not a curated record.
AUGAGCGGUCUCUUUGAUCCACUUGGUCCUCUUGAGAGGCCCCAAAACCACGGACCCUCUCCCAAGUUUUUGGAUCUAGUCAAUGAGCUAUUUGUGCCUCUAAAUGAUCCGGGACAAGGGCACCUUGCGAAGUAUCAAUCGAGAGUCACUAUCGAGAAAUUUCUUCGCAAAUACAGGACAGUGGUGGGGAAAGACAUCUAUCCUGUUGCACGUCUCGUCUUAGCGGCCAAAGACAAAACCAGGGUCUAUAUGACAAAAGAGACAAGACUGGGCUUUAUAAUCUGUCGGAUCAUGCGAAUUUCGAAGGAAAAUGAAGAUUAUAAGAAGAUUGUUGGCUGGAAGAAAAUAGGAUUUAACAAGCUUCAGUCUUCCCUUAAGUUUGCAGACUUGCUCAGCAACAUUAUCAGUAAACGUCGCAUUGACAAGUUGACAGGACAAUUGACCGUUGAUGAUGUGAACGCCUAUCUUGAUAAGCUGCACGAACUGGCUGAUUCUGAUACCAAUAGCAAGUCAAAAGUUUUCGAGGAGAUCCUGGACAAGAUGAACAAUAUGGAGCUUCGAUUUUUCUUUAGAAUUGUUCUGAAAAUCAACCCUAUUCGCCGCGACAAACUCUUCAUGUACUGUUGGCAUCCAGACUCACUAGAUGUUUUCGAUCUCACCCACGAUCUGAAGUUUGUAUUUUGGGGCCUCACAGACCCCAGAAUAAGGCUUGAAUCUAAGGAAAAGCAUUCAAGACCGAUGUAUCCUUUCACUCCUCAGAGAGCAAAACGGAUUCAUCUCGAUUACGAUUUGGUAGCACAGAAAUUUUCAGGGCAAUUUCUCAUCGAAGAAAAGUACAAUGGCGAAAGGAUUCAAUUACACGUCGAAAAAACUCAAAAUGGAUAUGAAUACAGGUUUUUCAGCAGAAACGCUAUCGACUACACCUCUAUUUAUGGUAGAUCAUCUGAUCCAAGCUCAAUAGGAUGCAUCUCGCCAUUUUUGAAAGACGCUAUAAUUGACGGUGUGCAAAACUGUAUUCUUGAUGGAGAGAUGGUCAGUUAUGAUCCUGUGAAGAAUAUGACUCUUCCUUUCUCUACUCUCAAACCGACAGCUCUCAAAGAUCUCAACUCCCAGAAAAAAGAUGACCCCCGCCCAAUGUAUAUGGUUUUUGAUAUUCUACACUUGAAUGGAUGUUCCUUAGAGGACUACAAGUUGGUGGAUCGGAAAAAAGCUUUAGAGAGAGUUAUCAAGACUGUUCGCCACCGUGUCGAGGUCGUUCCGUAUGAGACUAAAAGUACGGGGCAAGAUAUUGAGAAUAGUCUGAAAUCAGCUAUACGUAAAGAUCUCGAAGGCUUGGUGUUAAAAGAUCCAAAUUCAAGAUACGAGAUCGGAAACUACACCACAGAGACCUGGAUCAAGAUUAAGCCCGAAUAUCUGCAUGAGUUCGGUGAAAACCUUGAUCUUGUCAUCGUUGGACAGAUACCAGCAGCAAAGACUACUUACAUAUGUGCAUUACGCGACUCUGAAACUAGCAAUAGCUUUACAACUCUCUGUGGAGUCUCCAACGGAUUCUCUGUUGAUGACUAUCGCAAAAUACAGCAGAUGACGGCUGGGAAGUGGCAUCAUUGGGGUAAGGAACAACCAGCAAAUGUUAAAUUUGGAAAGAAGACACCUUCGAUGUGGAUUGACCCAAAAGAAUCUGUGGUGAUUGAAGUCAAGUCGAGUUCAAUCAGCGUGCAAGCGGAAAACAACUAUGCAACAGGGUCCACAUUGUAUGCCGCCUAUUGUACCAAGAUCAGAGAAGACAAAACGUGGGAGACGGCAGAUACGUUGGAAACGUACCAAAAUUCCAAACUAGAACGUGAUUAUGAGGCUAGUCACACUCUGGCCAAAAAAAGAAAACUGGCUAGCACCAAAAAGGACGACAUCAUUCAGCGAAUCAAUCGAGGCUACAUAAGCAACGUGGAUCCUUCCAAUCGAUUAUUUGAGAAUUACGUGUUUUGCAUCAUGACGGAUUGCAUGUUCAAAGGUAAACUUUGCACGAUAAGCGAGUUGGCUCAAAUUCUACAAAGUCAUGGGGGAACUGUGGUAAGAAAUCCCAAUACGAUACUGAGUCCUGAACAAAAAUUGAUCAUAUUGGCGGACAAGAUCACAAUGGACAUCCUGGAGCUCCAACAAACCUAUAAUAUUUUUAAGGCGAAAUGGUGCGAUGAUUGUAUCCUAAUGAAUCGUCUAGUCAAUUUGGAGCCCUCGCAUAUCACUACUGCAGCCCCAGAGCUUUGGCAACAUUCCAAGCGCAAUGUUGAUAGGUAUGGUGAUAGCCUGUGUGUUGAUUUCACCGUGCAGAGUUUUACAGAACUCGUUGAAAGAAACUACGAGAAAGGUAUAGAUCUGAUUCAGGAUGACAGGCCAGAAACCAGUGAACUAAUGCACCUUCUCGUUUUCCAUGGUGUGCGCUUCUACUUACUAUGGAGAAACGAAAAUAGGUACAAGAUGUACAGGAGUCUGGUAGUAGCUGGAGGAGGGGAGAUUACUGACGAUUGGAGAGACGCUGGAUAUAUCGUGACAAUAGACUCCCAAGAGGCUAAAGUCAGAGAACUGGAGAAGCAGUUGGCUGCACCAAAGGACUCUGGAGAGAGGACUCAUCACAUUGUUGAUGCCUCUUUUGUAUUUGAGUCCUUCAAGGAAGGAGUGUUAGUUAAUCCUAAAAACUACAGAAUUGGUGUCGGCCACUCCUCCCACCUCGACUAA